Messenger RNA from Rhodamnia argentea, 2935 nucleotides. Its product is annotated as pentatricopeptide repeat-containing protein At2g13600-like. The record is from RefSeq and is a predicted model, not a curated record. Gene Ontology annotation, biological process: RNA modification. The transcript is spliced from 3 exons. Gene Ontology annotation, molecular function: RNA binding; protein binding. NCBI's taxonomy places the organism in Eukaryota, Viridiplantae, Streptophyta, Magnoliopsida, Myrtales, Myrtaceae. Bases 188 to 2335 code for a protein of 715 amino acids.
GAGAUGGUCGGAAAAAUAAAGCUGUGACAAAAAUGGCGGUUCACUUCACAGCUCGGUGAAAUCUUUUCAAGCCUCGGGCUUGCUGGGGCAUGACCAUAGCCGAAGUCCUCCUCUCUCGUUGUACUGGUUAUGGCCUACGGGGAUUCGACAUAAUUUAGCUCUGUAAAGUAGAAAAAUAAAAGGCCUGAUGUGGAGGACGAUGCCUCUCGGACCAACAUGGCAUUUUGUCGGAUGGAAGCACUUGAAGAAGCAAUUCUCGACGCACCAUCGCGCGAUGGCGAGCCGUCCGGACAUCGUUGCUGCCAACAUCUUGAUCACGCAACACGCGAGGAGUGGCCAGCUGGACGUCGCACGACGCCUGUUCGACCAAAUGUCUGAAAGGACCGUCGUCUCUUGGAACACCAUUAUCGCUGGUUAUUCCCGGUGGGGAAGGUACGGGGAAGCUCUUAGCCUUGUCUCGAGCAUGCAUCACCGCGGUGUCAGGCUCAACGAGACCACUCUUUCUACGGUACUGAGCGUCUGCGCGAAUUGUUGCUCGUCAUAUGAUGGGAGGCAAAUCCAUUGCCUUGUUUUGAAAUCGGGUUUUGAGGAUUUCGAGUAUGUAUGGAGUGCUUUGAUGUAUUUCUAUGCUAAUUGCUUUGAGAUUAAAGAGGCGAAGCAGGUUUUCGAGGAAUUUCGUGGUAGUAAUGACUUGCUAUGGAGCGUAAUGCUUGCGGGCUAUGUGCAUUGUGAUCAUAUGGACGAGGCUUGGGCUCUGUUCAUGAAGAUGCCUGAACGAGGCAUUGUUGCAUGGACAACGUUGAUUUCUGGAUUUGCUAAGCGGGACGAUGGCUGUGAGAAGGCUCUUGAGUUGUUUCGAUGGCUGAGAGAAACUCAUGAGGCAGCACCUAAUGAGUUUACUUUUGAUUGUGUUUUGAGGGCUUGUGGUAGGCUGAGAUCUCACAGUGUAGGGAGAGUUGUACAUGGUCUUGUGGUAAAAUCAGGGUAUGAGUGUGAUCAAUCUAUUGGCAGUGCAAUUAUUGAAUUUUACUGUGAAAGUGAAGCGAUCGAUGAAGCAAGGAAGGUUUAUGAAAAGAUGUCGCAACCAAGUUUAAACGCUUCAAACUCUCUAAUUGGGGGACUGAUAUUUGCAGGUAGAAUUGAAGAUGCUGAGCUGAUAUUCAGUGGGUUAACUACUAACCCAAUUUCAUGUAACUUAAUGAUUAAAGGGUAUGCUAUGAAUGAUCGAGUUGCGGAUUCAAAAAGCUUGUUUGAGAAGAUGCCUAUGAAGACAUUAAUAUCUAUAAAUACCAUGAUUUCAGUGUAUUGCAGGACUGGUGAAAUUGAGAAGGCAUUGGAGCUUUUCGAAGAAGUAAAUGGGGAAAGAAACUCAGUCACAUGGAACUCAAUGAUAUCUGGUUAUAUUCAGAAUAGUAUGCAUGAAGAAGCAUUCAAAUUAUAUGAGACCAUGAGUAGAUUAGCCAUACAUAGAACCAGAUCAACUUUCUCUGCUUUGUUGCAUGCUUGUUCAUCUGUUGGAUCUCUUCAACUAGGUCGACAACUUCAAGCACAGUUGCUUAAAGCAUCAUUUGAGUCGAACAUUUAUGUAGGAACAUCACUUAUUGACAUGUAUUCCAGAUGCGGAUGCAUUGAUGAUGCUCGAGUAUCAUUCGCCAGCAUUUCCUCACCCAAUGUUGCUGCUUGGACUGCUCUUAUCAAUGGAUAUGCACAUCAUAGGCUUGGCUCUGAGGCAAUUCUUCUCUUUGAGCAGAUGUUGCGGCAAGGGGUGAACCCUAAUGCAGCUACUUUUGUUGGAAUUUUAGCUGCUUGUGGCCAUUCUGGUCUGGUUGACAAGGGAAUGAAUUUUUUUCACUUGAUGAAAGAUUAUGGAUUAAAACCCAACCUGGAGCAUUAUGCAUGUGUUGUGGAUCUUCUUGGUCGAUCAGGUUAUCUGAAGGAAGCUGAAGAGUUUAUAAACGAGAUGCCAAUUGUAGCUGAUGGGGUCAUUUGGGGAGCUUUGCUUAGUUCAUGUUGGUUCUCCGGAGACGUGGAAAUGGGUGAGAGGGCAGCUGAGAAGAUGUUUAGCAUAGAUCCUAAAACAGUAUCUGCUUAUGUUAUUCUUUCCAACAUUUAUGCAUUGUCGGGAAGAUGGAAGGAGAAGAGGAAGGUGAGGAAGCACUUAAGAGGUUUGGAAGUGAAAAAGGAUCCUGGGCGAAGCUGGAUUGAACUCAAUACCAAAGUUCAUGUAUUCUCUGUGGAAGAUAGAAUACACCCACAAUGUAACGUGAUUUAUUCUACAUUGGAGCAGAUAACAGCAAAUGUCAACUUGUUUAUGAAUCUCGGUUUUGCUUACUGACCAACUCAUAAGAGCCACCAGUGGAUACUCUCUGCCGUUGCACAUUAGCUUUCUGAAAUGUUUAUACAGUGACGAAGAAUGUCACCAGUUAUAUCUUGCCGGAAGGCUAAGUCCAAUUGCUGUGUGGGACACCCUGAAGAUCACAAGCUUGCAAAACGUAAAUGCUGCGGUCUGACAAGCCAAAGAUCCCAUGAUAGAUAGCAUUGAAUAGAUUGUGGGUGCUGGUCUCCUUUGCUGAUGCCAGUGCAAAAGAUUCUUGACUGUGAGAGAAGAUUGAGCUGCUGGUACAUAAAUUCAGAAUCUUUGUUCUGAGGUUGGCAAAGUGUAUGUAAAUUCUGGCAACCAUGACUGCUGGGAAACUUUUUUAGACAAUUUAGAAACUUUUGUUUCUUGGCCUCAACAGUGAACUUGUACCUGCACUGGUCCAUCGAUCAAUAAAAACUCUGGCGGGAAGUGUCAUUAACUUAAACGAACUUUCAAAUUCUUCUUUUGUUAUCUUGGGUAGCUUUUUUGAAGGCUAAAAGACAGUAGAUUACAUUGUUUUUGUGGGAUUAAGGGCUCCUACGCUUAGAUAGCAGCUCUUUCUCUAAUAAUUGAGAA